This is a messenger RNA of Syngnathoides biaculeatus (alligator pipefish), 3217 nucleotides long. RefSeq names its product WW domain containing adaptor with coiled-coil a (gene waca). Gene Ontology annotation, cellular component: nucleus. Gene Ontology annotation, molecular function: RNA polymerase II complex binding; chromatin binding. The record is from RefSeq and is a predicted model, not a curated record. Gene Ontology annotation, biological process: regulation of autophagy; positive regulation of TORC1 signaling. NCBI's taxonomy places the organism in Eukaryota, Metazoa, Chordata, Actinopteri, Syngnathiformes, Syngnathidae. The coding region runs from base 275 to 1789 and encodes 504 amino acids. The transcript is spliced from 13 exons.
UAUCUGCUGGUGAAAGUUCCCGAUGUGGCAACCCGACUGGCACCGCACUGCUCCGUUUUUGUCGUGUGACCCGGAGAAACGUCGCUCGGCUGUGCGGGAGAUGGACUGAGUGAGGGAGGGCGCUCUUCCCACCACUGCUGUCUAUAGCAUCGAAAUACCUACCAGCUAGCCUCCAAUUGACGAUUUCAGGUGCGACCGAAGAGAUUCUCAGCCCUAUCAGACUCUCAAAUAUUCAUCCAAGAGCCAUCCAGGAGGGGAUAACCGUCAUGAAAAGAUGCGAGACCACACAGAUGUCACUCCUCCCUGCAAAGUGCUUCGGAGGUCUGACAGCCCAGAAAACAAACACAGUGACAGCACAGGGCACACCAAAGCAAAGGCUGCCCAUGCACAAAGGGCCAGAGAUCGUGACGGAGGGACCAGUUAUUCGCCACAUGAAAAUUCUCACAACCACAGUACCCUUCAAAGCUCCAACUCCCAUUCAAACCCCAGCAAAACCUCAGACACAACUCAUGACCCAGGUGAUGACUGGUCAGAGCACAUCAGCUCAUCUGGAAAGAAAUACUAUUACAACUGCCGAACAGAGGUGUCCCAGUGGGAGAAACCCAAAGAGUGGCUUGAGAGAGAACAGCGGCAAAAAGAGGGAACAAAACAGACUGCAGUUGUCAACAGUUUCCCCAAGGACAGGGACUAUCGAAGGGAGGCUAUGCAGACAUCAGUGCCCCCUGGGUUUUCAGCAACAAAGUCUACUCAGGCGGAGAAGCCCACGACGACGCCAGCGACGCAGUCUUCUUCUUCUGGCUCAGGCAGCUUGAACCCUUCAUCAGGCACCCCAGGGACAUCAUCCUCUUCCACAGUCCCUGUCUCCCCAGUCCUACAGUCCCCCGCACCUCCCCUCCUCCAAGAUCCUACUUUGUUACGGCAACUUCUUCCUGCCCUCCAGACUGCCCUGCAGCUCAAUCAUGCCAGCGUGGAUAUGGCAAAAAUUAAUGAAGUUUUGACAGCUGCCGUCACACAAGCUUCAUUACAGUCAAUGCUGCAUAAGAUUCUUACUGCUGGACCAUCAGCUUUCAAUAUUACUACUAUUCUGUCUCAAGCAGCUCAACUCUCCAGCCACGCAGCUCAGCAGUCAAACCAGUCACCAAUGUCGUUAACGUCAGAUGCAUCAUCACCCAGAUCUUAUGUUUCUCCCCGUAUCAGCACACCACAAACCAAUGCUGGUCCCCUCAAGCCCCUACUCAGCACACAGUCGGUCAUCUCACUAUCAAAGGUGAGCACACUAGCAGUCAAGCAGUCAUCUCAUCCUCAGCAGACAUCCCAGCAGCCCCUUCCCAGUGAUAAGCAGCACACUCAUGAUGCUACCACAGCAUCACCACGCACCCUCCAGCGCCAAAGCAGUCAGAGGAGUCCCUCUCCUGGUCCCAACCAUGUCGCACAUGGCAGCAGCAGCAACCCCCCUACAUCGGUCUCUGCCACGCCCACCUCCUCCGCAACCCGGCCGUCCUCAUCUUUCACACCCACCCUUGCUGCUCACUUCAACGAGAAUCUUAUCAAGCAUGUCCAAGGUUGGCCUGCUGAACACGCAGAGAAACAGGCAUCAAGAUUACGUGAAGAGGCUCACACGAUGGGUAGCAUCUGCAUGUCUGAGAACUGCACUGAGCUUAAAAACCUGCGUUCCUUGGUCCGAGUCAGUGAAAUACAAGCCACAUUGCGCGAGCAAAGGAUACUGUUUCUAAGACAGCAAAUCAAAGAACUUGAAAAGCUGAAGAACCAGAAUUCUUUCAUGGUCUGAGAACUUCUUGUCACAAGUCGAAGCGGGCGUCCAAGGAGGGUUAAAAAAAAAAGGGGGGGGUAUAGGAGGAGGGAGACCCAUUGCACAUAGCUGGAAACCCAGAGACAGAGCGGUUUUUUUAGUUCUCAAGGCUCAUCUUAACACAUGCACACAGGAGCUGUUGUUGGUUUAUCUUUGGAACGUUUGGGCGGCGAAGAACCAAGAGAAAAGAGGAAUGGAAGAGCUGGUUGGAGAGGAGGGGUAAUUUACAAGUCUGCUUUAUUAGAAAAAGAAAAAUGAAAAAAUGUAGAUUUCCUGUAGAUGUUAUCUGUUGUAAAUAUGUUUUGUAGAACGAAGCCAUGGAAAGCCAUGUCUAUCAAAGCUUUUGACAUCCAAACUAAUCAGCGCCUUGGCGGCUACAUUCUUUAGCUAGCCUUUCCUUCAUGUUAACCCGUCUGCAGCUUCCUGUUAUCGGUUACUAGAUCACACAAAAUUUUGAGUCAUUAAUUUACACCGAGGCCUAGCGAUACAGAGGAACACUGUUUUCUUUCCUCCUCAACCCUCGAUGAACUGAUGACUCUUCCCUCCUCUGCCCUCUUGGAGUGAAGUCCACUCAGGCAUGGUGAAACAUCUCCUUCCAGCAAAGUUCAACACAGUUGCUCCUAAUAGUUGGGUGGUGUAUUUGCAGAUUUUUGGUGGCCCUGCAUCUCCCAGUCUCGACAAAAUAGUGCCUGGUGGUUUGGUUGUGUGUGAGUCUGGGGGGGGGAGAAAGAAAAGUUGGGAUGUUGCUUUGAAUCAUUCCCACACCUCUUGACUGGCGUCAGCUUGGUCCUGCCAUGUCCUCCCACGUUCCAUUGUUUUGUUUUUGUUUUUUAAAUGUGUUCCCUUUCAAGAUGCGGGUUCAUUCCAUUGUACAGUCAAAGUGGACACCAUUUAAAGGGUUUAUUUAUAGAGUUGAGGAGAGCUGCACUUUGAUUUGCACUCGGUGUGGGAAGGGACAAGAAGCAAACGGGCAGGUUUGGACAGGUGUGUGUGGUGUCACAAGGUUAAAAUGUGAAUUAUGUAAGAUAGUAAACGUUAAGCUCAAGAGAACCCUGAUUAUUUUAUUGAAGUGUUGGCUUUGGUUUGAUAUGAUGCUAGUGCCUUGUUGAAAGUCUCAUUCACCUACACACCCCUCUCCUGUUGGCUUUCGUUGACCUUCUGUUUGAUGAAAUAAAAUGUACAAAAAUAAAACAAAAUCUUCAAAAAGCAUGUCCCAUCCUUAUUGUUUGCCCUCCAUCUUUGAAUCACAGGGUCCCUAAGAUGUUUUUUUCCCUACCAUGCAGUCAUCUUCAAGGCUAAAAAAAUCGACUCCACCACACGUUCAAUAAAAGUGACCACACCCUUGCUUUGUAUAUUGUUUCCUGAAGUACUGUAUAUGACAGAUGUAAUAAAAUUGCUCUCCAGGGU